Molecule: messenger RNA, 1249 nt
Organism: Haliotis rubra (blacklip abalone)
Lineage: Eukaryota; Metazoa; Mollusca; Gastropoda; Lepetellida; Haliotidae
Product: epidermal growth factor receptor-like
Exons: 5
Coding region: 7-861 (284 amino acids)
Source: RefSeq, a predicted model, not a curated record
CUCACCAUGAUGCUUCUUACAUUGGUGGUGUUGGCGUUGGUUACGACGACGGCUGACGGUGUGGCGGUGAUAUCGAACGACAUCCCUGACACAGGCAUCACGGAGAAUGAUACAGUGUGUUCCGGCGGACGAUCAUCCAUGCAGCUGUCUUGGUCUGGCUCUCUGAGCUUUUGGUACAGAAAUAUGAUACAGACAUACACCAACUGUACCUAUGUGGACGGCAACCUCAUCGUCACGUAUCUUACCGACGACAACAUCACCUACGAUCUAACCUUCCUGCGUAACAUACGUUACGUCCGAGGUUACGUACUGGUCGCGGUUGCGGAUCCACAAAUUGAACUGAACCUGCCCAGACUAGAAGUGAUCAGGGGCAACUCGACGUUUACGUUUCAUGGCGACCACUAUGGAAUGGCUGUGCUGCUCACCAACCUCACGGCAGUACGCCUCCCCCGGUUGAAAGAGAUCACAAAUGGAAAGGUUCUCUUUCUUCUAAACCUACCGGACAUUCGGAUAGAAAUAACAAGGGACUGGGACCAGAUCGUGGGAGGCAGGGAAAGCAGGUAUCCCGGGACUGUCACCAUCGAUAAUGAACAUCCCGUCGCCCGGCAUUAUGAUGUGUGUCCCUCCCACUGCCCUCGGAGAUGCUACUGGUACGGAGCUGGAUGCUGUCACCAUCAGUGCGCCGGGGGGUGCUGGGGACCAUCUCCCACCCAGUGUGAGACGUGCAAGGAUUUCGAACUGGACGGCGAGUGUUUGAGUCAUUGUCCUAAUGACGUAUACUAUCCACACGGCAGAAGAUGUCUCCGGAACCCUUGGUACAGAGGAAGAUAUCACAGAUAUCACAGACAUCACAGACAUUAGUGCAAGCCGUUUCCACAUUUAUUUCUGAAUUACUGUACUCUUCAAUUGUUUUAAAGAUAUCUUGAAUUAAUUUAGAGAUAUCUUGAACUGAUGAUAUCCUGUAUGAAUUUAAGAUGUCUCGAAUAGAGAUAAUCAUAGAUAUCAGUGAAAUCAAUAGAUCUAAUGAAGCAUAUUGAUGAUGUCUUGAAAAGAAUUGCUGAUAUCGAAAAAUUGUAUGCUGCAAUUCUGUAUAAUGACCGUAUUGACAGGUGAGUAGUUGAAUUGUUUAGUAGAUACUGACUAAACCUAUGUGAACACGUGUUUUUUUUAUAGACUUUCACGAAACUUGUUUCUGUUAUAUAAAAUGAGAAUUAUGUUGCUUUUUAAAAAAAUAAACAAAGAUUUUUAA